AUGGCACAACAACCACUUUGUCCAUAUACAACUACCACUGACAUCAAACUCUCCCUUGCCGGCGUGUUUUCAAUGCAAUUCAACAGUUGUGGGCUUGAGGCCAACUAUGCCCCUGCAUGGAUUGCUACUCUCCAAGGCACAUGUGCCUUCUUGAAUCGCCUCUCCAUUGCAAUGGAGCCAUUCUUAUCUGUUCCUGGGGGGAUGAUAAACAGACUGGAACUGGAAUCGGGUCACAAGAAUUUGGAGGAAAGAAAAAUCACUCUGCAGAAAUCAGCAAGCAACCCUCCAUUGAUCAAGGGGCGUCCUUUGACUAUGACUCUGGCAUGGGUGGGAAUCAAAAUCAUCCAUCAAUGUGUGCUCCUCAUUGGCAAAUUCAAGUGGUCACCUCCACAUGCAGAUGCUGAUAUUGUUGGGGUCACCGCCAUUUUGGAGAUCCUGACAGGAGAUGUGCCAGAUGCCGACAAUGACAAUCUUGGGAGGGCAAACACACAAUGUGCUACUGCACAAUACAUUUUCUCAUCUACCCUUCGGCUGUGGAGGUCAUUGCCAUGGCAAGCGCUGGUCCAUUCUGGCAAUGGGCCACUAUCAGGUGAGAGGAGGUUCCUGAAUAUGAGUGGUUGGAGGGGGUUCCUCUGA
Molecule: messenger RNA, 636 nt
Organism: Laccaria bicolor S238N-H82
Lineage: Eukaryota; Fungi; Basidiomycota; Agaricomycetes; Agaricales; Hydnangiaceae
Exons: 3
Coding region: 1-636 (211 amino acids)
Source: RefSeq, a predicted model, not a curated record